UAGGAUGUGUUUGGCUGCAAGAAGCAGAACUUAACUAAAACAGGUUUUGACAGCCUGGGCAGUUACUGACUCUGUAACAGGAAGACAGAAGCUGGUGACUCAGAUCCAUUUCAGUAGCUCCUCGAGGCCACUAAGGACCUAGGCUUUUCCAUCAUGCUGGUGCUGUGUCCCCAGUGACACCCUGCCUGGUCACCAUGGCUGCAGCAGCCUCAAGGGGCACAUUUUUUCCUGGCGAUGUCCAAAUGCACUAAAGGAAGAUGUUUCUCAUCACUUGUCUUUUUUUUUUCUUUUCCUCCAGGGAAUACAGUUUUUCCUAUAACCCCCUGGCUGGCCUGCUCUCCCUCUUCACUGGCCAGAACUGAGUCAUGCUUCCCCUUCCAAACCAAUCGUGGGCAAAGACAAAGGGGCUUCCAGAGCAGCUUCAGACCACUCACGGUGCAUCGACUGGAGCUGGAGGGUUGCCUGCUGCCUGAUGAACAGCAGGAUUGUGAGCCUGGGAGAAGCAAAAUCGUCCAGUGGGCAGAGGAGUUGGUGGGCCAGGAGUUCUGCUACAGUCUGACCAGCAAGAACUGUGAGCAUUUCGUCAAUGAGCUGCGCUACGGGGUCUCCCGCAGCGACCAGGUCAGAGAUGCUCUCACAGCAGCUACCAUCUCGGGAGUGGGCCUGAUAGCCCUAUCUGCUGGAGUCAUGUUCUCAAGAAACAAGAAGCAACAUCAAUGACCUGAAGGGAGUGUCUUGUCAGCAGUGACAUUAUACUUUGAGGGGAGUCUUGUGUUGCUAGACAGUUUUGAGAGAGUUAACAGGCAGGUUGAUAGGGAGUCCAAGGCCCCUUUAAGGAGGAAGUAAACUUUCUUUCUUUUUCAUAUUCUUUUGCCUUAGUCUCAUAGGCUCUGUAAGCUAUGAUAUAUCUUUUCAAGGACGGGCUAAUUUGAAAAGCUCUGUGUUAAUUUUGCAACAGUCUAUUUCAUUUGAAAACUGGACUGUUAAGCAUAAUAUAUCUUACUGCUGGGUAUGCUUUUCUCAGACUCUAUGUCUUCAUGUUAGUCAUUACAACUGUAACAAAUGUUGCCUGGGAACCUGUUUCCUCACUGCCUACACAGUCAUAACACAUCUCUCCCCAGGACAGAGUGCUUGAAACCCAUUCUACCGGACAAGUCUUGGGCCAAUGUUAUCUCAAGAUGUAUGCUGUGGGAGAGGGACUGGAUAAAACUUUCUCAGUCUUGAGGCAUUCUUUUUAUCUAUUCUCAGCAGCCAGUUGAAAAGUAUAUAAUGCCUUGCUUAAACUAGUGAGGGGGGCACUCUUUCUACCCCACUUCUGAUAUGUAUGUAAGAAGCUUUCUCUAUCCUUUUACCUUAAAUAAAAAUCU
Molecule: messenger RNA, 1367 nt
Organism: Bubalus bubalis (water buffalo)
Lineage: Eukaryota; Metazoa; Chordata; Mammalia; Artiodactyla; Bovidae
Product: phospholipase A and acyltransferase 3
Exons: 3
Coding region: 235-720 (161 amino acids)
Biological process (GO): N-acylphosphatidylethanolamine metabolic process
Cellular component (GO): cytoplasm
Molecular function (GO): A2-type glycerophospholipase activity; glycerophospholipid phospholipase A1 activity
Source: RefSeq, a predicted model, not a curated record